CUCACUCUCAGCGCGAAAGACGAAUCGUCGAGAAAUAACGUGCAAAUUACCUUUAAAUUUUCGUCUCCUGUGUCCUUUGUCUCCUAAUUUCGCCAAGAUGAGCAAGAAGGAUGCAGAUUCGACGGCACGGAUACGCCAGUACUUGGAGCACCAGAAUAGGCCUUAUAGUGUUAAUGACAUCUUCAUGAACCUGCAUAAGGACAUCGGGAAAACGGCGGUUCAGAAAUGUCUAGACCAGCUCGUGGCCGAUGGCUGUGUUAAGGAAAAGGUAUAUGGCAAGCAAAAGGUGUAUGUGUUUGACCAGUCACAAUUCCCCCCCCUUGAUGAGACCCAACUUAAGGAGAUGGACAGAAAGAUCACGGACCUUAAUGACACCAUCAAACAAAAGGAAAAACUUUGUGGGGAGACUGAAGCCAGACUGCGUUCCCUGAAUUCCAGUUUGACUACUGAGGAAGCAGAAAAGAAAUUGCAGGAUGUAAGGGAAAAAAAUACUGUUAUGUCAUAGAUACUACAGAAAAAACUGUCAGACCUACAAGAAAACCAGGUGCUGAUCUCAAAGGAAGAAAAAGAUCAAAUCAAUUCAGAAAACGAGAAGAUGGUGAAGAUGUGGAGAAAGAGAAGACGAAUGGCCGUGGAUAUUCUCGAUGCUAUUCUCGAAGGAUAUCCAAAGAAGAAGAAGGAUUUAUUUGAUGAUAUUGGCAUUGAAACGGAUGAAGACGUUGGUGUCAAACUGCCAAAGGCUUAAGAAAUUAUAUCAUUUAUUAGUAAUGUAGAAGCAUAUAAUAUGGAAAACUGGUUUUUGUCAUAGCUAAGUUUCAGUUUUGCUAAAAUACAUACUAAGAGGAGUGGAAGCUAUCAUUUAUAUAGAAUUUCUCAUGUUACUUAUUCAAGCACAAAAUUGUAAAAGAAGAAAACCUACAUUCAUAUUAUUAUUUCAGAUUCAUUAAUUUUUGAAGUAUGGUUCACUGAAAUCUUUUUUCAAAUUACAAAUUUAUUUAUAGACUUUAUUCUUUUUCUUUUUUUCCCACUUAACUUCUUGUUCUCUCCCUUUUCUUUCUUUCAUUUAACAGAAGAGACAGAUGAAUUAGAUAUUGUUCUGAAUCGACUAAGGUACUAUACUUUUAAUAUUAUUAUUACUUUAUUUUUUAUAAGUUCAAAAAAGUGAAGCACAGCUUGGUAUUGAAAUAUAUGUAUGAAUUGUUUGUGUAGUGAAAAUAUGUGAUCUGUUAUAUGAGAAUAUAAAUUAGAAUUAUAUAUUUUCUAUAUAGAUUUUUACGGCAUAGUGU
Penaeus indicus is the source of this 1286-nucleotide messenger RNA. RefSeq names its product homologous-pairing protein 2 homolog. Gene Ontology annotation, molecular function: double-stranded DNA binding; recombinase activator activity. Gene Ontology annotation, cellular component: condensed nuclear chromosome; DNA recombinase auxiliary factor complex. The record is from RefSeq and is a predicted model, not a curated record. The transcript has 3 exons. Gene Ontology annotation, biological process: meiotic joint molecule formation; homologous chromosome pairing at meiosis; meiotic strand invasion involved in reciprocal meiotic recombination. Lineage: Eukaryota; Metazoa; Arthropoda; Malacostraca; Decapoda; Penaeidae.